Molecule: messenger RNA, 5223 nt
Organism: Oryzias melastigma (Indian medaka)
Lineage: Eukaryota; Metazoa; Chordata; Actinopteri; Beloniformes; Adrianichthyidae
Gene: cntnap2b
Product: contactin associated protein 2b
Source: RefSeq, a predicted model, not a curated record
GAAGGUGUGAGGACAGCUUGGCCACCCCCCUACCGUACAGCUCCUUCAGCAGCUCAUCUGUCUACGGUCGGGGAUACGGAGCUGGUUAUGCGAAGCUGAACAGGAAGCAGGGUUCUGGAGGUUGGUCCCCUCUGGAUACAGACCGGUACCAGUGGUUACAGGUGGACCUGGGGUCCAGGAAGCAGGUUGUUGCCAUAGCAACGCAGGGCCGCUACGGCAGCUCUGACUGGACCAGCAGGUACCGGCUGCUGUACAGUGACACGCAGAGGAACUGGAGGCCGUACCUACAGGACGGAAACAUUUGGACCUUUGAGGGGAACGUGAACACUGAGGAUGUGGUUCGCCAAGAACUCCAACACGCCAUCUUGACACGCUACAUCCGUUUCAUCCCACUCGAGUGGAACAAAGAUGGCCGCAUUGGAGUUCGGCUGGAGCUCUACGGCUGCUCGUACUGGGCCGAUGUCAUCAGUUUUGAUGGGAGCGGCAUCAUCUCUUAUCGCUUCAGGAGUAAGAAGAUGAAGAUCGUGAAAGAUGUCAUCACUCUGAAGUUUCGGACCAUGGCCAGAGACGGUGUGCUGCUCCACGGAGAGGGUCAGCAGGGGGACUACAUUUCUCUGGAGCUCAGCCGGGCCAGACUGAUGCUCAGCAUCAACUUAGGCAGCAGUCAGUACGGCUCCAUCCAGGGCCACACUGCUGUAGCCAGCGGGAGCUUACUGGACGAUGACCACUGGCACUCUGUGGUCAUCGAGCGUUACCGCAGGAAUAUCAACUUCACUCUGGAUCACCACACCAAGCAUUUCAGGACAAACGGGGAGUUUGACCAUCUGGACCUUGACUAUGAGUUAAGCUUUGGAGGACUUCCUGCAUCAGCAAAACUAAGUUCAGGAGGAAAGGAGAACUUUGUUGGCUGCAUGGAGGGAAUCACGUACAACGGGGACAACAUCACCAGCAUGGUGCGCAGGAAAAAGGUCGACACCAGCAGCUUUCGGAACCUGACCUUCUCUUGCGUAGAGUCCAGCUCCUCCCCCGUCUUCUUUAACUCCACGUCCUUCCUGCAGCUGCCGGGUCAGAGUAACGGGGACACUCUGUCGGUGAGUCUGUCUUUUCGGACGUGGAACCCCAGCGGGCUCUUGAUGUUCACAGAGCUGGCUGACGGGUGGGUGGAGCUGGGCCUGGUGGAAGGCAAAGUCACAGUCUACAUGAACGUGACUCAGAAGAAGAACACGCGCAUUGAAAUCUCAUCAGGCUCCAGCCUGAAUGAUGGCCAGUGGCACAGUGUCCAUUUAAAUGCGCUGGAAAACCACGCCAUGCUGACAGUUGAUGGAGAUGAGGCAUCAACAGUCAGGACAGCGAUCCCCAUCCAGGUCCAAACUGGAGGAAUCUACUUCUUUGGAGGUGGCCGUUUCCUUCCUGCCAGCAGUCGAUCCCUCCAGCGCUCCUUCCAGGGCUGCAUGCAGAUGAUCCACAUCGAUGACCAUCUGGUGGACCUCAGGGCUGUGGAGCAAGGGCUUAUUGGAACUUUUGAAAAUGUCACCCUGGACAUGUGUGCCAUCAUCGACAGGUGUGUUCCUAACCACUGCGAGCAUGGAGGCGAGUGCUCCCAGACGUGGGACACAUUCAGCUGCAACUGCAGUGGGACCGGGUAUACCGGAGCCACCUGCCAUUCCUCUCUGUACCAGCAGUCAUGUGAGGAGUACGAGCUUCAGGGGCAGAGCUCAGGAACUUACUGGAUCGAUCCAGAUGGAAGUGGACCUAUCGCCCCCUUCAGAGUCCACUGUGACAUGACAGAGGAAACAGUUUGGACCACAUUGAGGAACAACCUCUCUCCUCAGACGUCCGUCUCCAGUCCCGACCAGGACGGCAAGGCGGUUCUGCAGAUUAUUUACAAUGCCACCGAUGAGCAGUUGUGGUCGGUUACCAGCCGAGCAGAAAGCUGUGAGCAGUUUCUGGCGUACGCCUGUCGGAUGUCCCGUCUGCUCAACAGUCCAGAUGGUGUUCCCUUCACCUGGUGGGUUGGACGAGCCAAUGAGAAGCACUUCUACUGGGGCGGUUCAGGACCUGGGAUACAGAAGUGUGCCUGCGGUAUUGAGAACAACUGUACGGAUCCUAGUCGCUUCUGCAACUGUGACGCGGACCUGCGGGCCUGGAAGGAGGAUGCAGGCUUGCUGGUCUACAAAGACCACCUUCCUGUCAGUCAGGUUGUGGUUGGGGAUACAAGCAAAUCUGGAUCUGAGGCUAAGCUGACAGUCGGACCUUUGAAGUGCCGUGGAGACCGGAGUUACUGGAACGCUGCGUCCUUCAUCAGCCCAGCGUCCUCAGUCCACUUCCAGUCCUUUCCAGGAGAAACCAGUAUUGACAUCUCCUUCUACUUCAAGACUUCUUCCACUCAUGGAGUCUUUCUGGAGAGUGUGGGGAGCAGUAGCCGGCUUCACAUCCAAAUCAGAGGAGGCUCAGUGAUCCUGCUGACCCUGGAGGUGGGCGGAGAGCUGCUGCAGCUCAGUGUGCGCUCACCCCGGCCGCUGAGCGAUGACAAGUGGCACCGCGUACAGGUGGAGAAGAACAUCAAGGAGGCCGUCCUGCUGCUGGACGGACAGCACAGAGAGAUCAGAGCCGCCCGAACACAGGCUCACGGCAAACUGGAGCUCUACACAGACCUGUUCCUGGGGGCAUCGAGCGGUCAGCGGAGUUUCCUGGGGUGCAUGCGAGCUCUGAAGAUCAACGGCGUGAUCUUCGACCUGGAGAGGAGGGCAGCGGAGACCCCGGGGGUCAGUCCAGGCUGUCAGGGCCACUGCAGCAGAUACGGGAUGCACUGCAGGAAUGGAGGGAAGUGUGUGGAGCAGUAUAACGGAUACUCAUGCGACUGCUCCCUCACUGCGUACGACGGAGCCUUCUGCACAGACGACGUGGGGGGGUACUUUGAGACCGGAACUCUGGUCCGUUAUGACUUUCUGCCCGACGUGGGGCCCUCUGUGCUGGAUCAGACAAAGAGCUCCCCAGGUUUGGGUCUUUCUAGUGAAGCUAACCUCACUCGAGAGGAGCUAGUUUUCAGCUUCAGCACACACAGCGCCCCCAGCAUCCUGGUCUACGUCAGUUCCCGGAGCCAAGACUAUGUGGCUGUGGUCCUCAGACAGAACGGCACUCUUCAGAUCCGCUACAGUCUUGGGGGGCUGACGGAGCCGUUCACCAUCGAUGUGGAUCGGCGGAACAUGGCCAACGGUCAGCCACACUCGGUCAACAUUACUCGCAGCUUCAGGGAGAUUCAACUGCAGCUCGACCACUACCCGCUGUCCACUUACACUCUCCCUGACACGUCUGAUGUUCACUUCAACUUGGUCAAAAGCAUUUUCCUGGGAAAAGUCUUUGAAACAGGACAGAUUGACCCCAUCCUCAUUGAACGCUACAACACACCGGGUUUCGUGGGCUGCCUGUCCAGGGUCCAAUUCAACAGCGUGGCGCCGCUCAAAGCUGCGCUUCGCUCAGGCAUGACGGCGCCCGUCAGCACUCUCGGGAUACUGGUGCCAUCAAACUGUGGAGCCUCACCCCUAACUAUUUCACCAAUGAGCUCUGCCUUUGACCCCUGGCACUCUGAAACUGCCGGAUCUGUGUUUCCCUUCAAAGAGGAAAAGACUCGCGCCGACGGCGUGGAUCGAAACUCUGCCAUCAUUGGAGGCAUCAUCUCCGUGGUGAUCUUCAGCGUGCUGUGCAUCUUGGUGUUUGUGGUUCGUCACACAUUCCGUCACAAAGGCUCGUACCACACCAACGAGGCCAAGGGAGCCGAGUCAGCAGACUGCGCCGACGCGGCCAUCAUCGUCAACGACCCGGCCUUCACCGAAACCAUCGACGAGAGCAAGAGGGAGUGGUUCAUCUGACGCUGGCAGGAGCGGCGGUCAGAUCUGCGGUGGAGGAGGAGCUGGAGGACAGACGAGCGGUUUAUUUUCAGACUUUGAGGAUGCCGGUGUGUCACAGGUGUCAAAGCACAAGGCACAGCGCUGCCCGGCCUGGCUGUGCAGCGACGGGAGCAGGUUCACGGGAACUCUGCUGCAGGUUGAUGGUGACACUGACGGCCUUCACAGCACAGUGCCAUACUUCACAGGCCUUAGUCGAGUGAGCGCUCGGCCGCUCACGCCCAGCUUUGAUUUCAUGUACAUUAUUUAUUUAUUUAUUCCACACAAUCCUUAAAAAGUUUAUUUCAUUUAUUUAUUUUGAUACAUCCAUAUCUUUCUGCCUUUGUAAAAUAUGUUAGUGAUCUUUAGACAACAUGGCACUGAUAAUAAUGAUGGUAUUAAUUAUGGAUGCAUUACUUCCAGUCAACCAUUAUUGAGGUGUAGCAGUGCGCAGACAUUAGAUUUUUAGAGCAUAUUUGACGUCAUCUUUAGCCUUAUUUUACAUUUCUGACAGUAAGUUUAGCUUAUAGCCUGAAGGAUGCCUGACUUUUUUGUAAGGUGCAGCCAGGACGUGUUUCUCCAUCAGUUAUCUAACGCUCAGGAAAAGGGAGUCUUGUUAGUUUGCAGCCGCUUAUCUGGAAACAUGGAACCAGCUGAUGAAGCCUGAGUCUGAGCUGGGGGGGUGGAGGGUUAGGGUACAUGACCAUCCGUCAGAGUGAGAACAGGUAGGAAAGUUAAUGUCUUGAAGGGUAAAAGAUGAUCAAAUAUUCUACUGCUCCCAGCACCAAUGCUUCACGCUACAAUCCACAGAAGUUCAGCAGAAGUUCAGCAGAUCAAUGUUUUCCAGUCCCACACGACUGGUGCCACGACAGCCGUCAGGUUUAAACAACCUGAAACAUUUCUCUGCAACUACAAGGUCAGAUUUUUACUUGAAGGAGAGCGGACAGAGAGCGUCCAGUCUCCACUCUGCUCUGAAGCGCUCCCUGCUGAACCCUGUCUUUUAUUUAGUUUAGUUCAGGGCGUUCCCUAAUUACACGAGGUCUGCAGCUCUGAAGGGAGGGGGACAGAACAGCUACAGACCGGUUUUUAUCGUCACUGAUAUCAUUAUGUGAAUGCUUAAUAAGCAUUCUCACAAGAGUGAUUCUCCUGCUCCUUUCAGAACAUUUUUUGGCAUGUAAAAACUCAAUCAGACUUUCAGGUAUUUCAGCAAUCUCAACAUCAAAACAUUCAGCUUGUUCAGGACAUUACUGCUUGUUCUUUUGGAAUUCAUAAACUUUAUAGUUUUUUGAAUAUUGAGCAAAAAAUGUCUUUAAAUUUCUAAAUUUUAAGUAGACUAGAA